AUGGCCGAUCAAUCAUCAGUCAAAUUCACAUCCUUGGGCGCAAUCAUCCAAGAGCUCAACGUGGAUGGCCAAAACAUCGUCCUGGGAUUUAAUAAGAAGGAAUCUACGAGAGAUAUAACACCCCUUGAAUAUGAACUUGAGAAGAACGAUGACCCUAACACGUUGCAUGGAGGUAGCCGUGGAUGGGGCAGGCGGGACUUUGAGGGACCGACUUUACUGCAGCGAAACGGCAAAGACACCUUGCUUUAUACCUAUACGAGUCCCCAUCUGGACGGAGGAUACCCCGGCACGGUAGGAUUCAAAGUCUUCUAUACCGCAAGCAAAGAAGACAACCGCUCAGUGCUUUCGAUCGAGUAUGAGGUUGAAUUGGUGGGUGAUGAGUGCAACGAGACGGUUGUCAACGUGACCAACCAUAGUUAUUUCAACCUCACCGGCGGCGAGACCUUUGAUGGCACCUCAGCUAAGCUCUUGACUCAACACUAUCUGCCGCUCGAUAAUACUGGCAUCCCGUUUGGUAGGAUCGACGUACAUCCCAGUAAAGUUACUGAGCCAUUCACGAUCGGGCCGAAUAAGGAAGCGUUUGAUGAUGUCUUUGUUAUGGAUCGAGAUGUCGCUGGGAUCCCGUUGGACACGCGUGAGAGACCGCUCCAGCUGCUCGCAGAGUUCCACCACCCAGAGUCGCGUAUCAAUCUACAGGUACACAGCACUGAGCCUGCGUUUCAGUUUUAUACCGGCCAAGGAACCAAUGUACCUGCGGUUGACGGCAACCCGAGUCGAGGCCCGUUCUCCGGCUUCUGCAUCGAACCCAGUCGUUUUGUCAAUGCGAUCAACGAACCAGAUUGGCGGCACAUGGUUGUUUUGAAGAAGGGCGACAAGUAUGGAAGCAAGAUCGUGUAUAAGACUUGGAAAGACCCGCAAUGA
Molecule: messenger RNA, 921 nt
Organism: Aspergillus nomiae NRRL 13137
Lineage: Eukaryota; Fungi; Ascomycota; Eurotiomycetes; Eurotiales; Aspergillaceae
Product: aldose 1-epimerase
Exons: 3
Coding region: 1-921 (306 amino acids)
Biological process (GO): beta-D-galactose catabolic process via UDP-galactose, Leloir pathway; glucose metabolic process
Molecular function (GO): aldose 1-epimerase activity; carbohydrate binding
Source: RefSeq, a predicted model, not a curated record